UUUUAUUAAAUAAAUAAUUGGACGCAUUUAAAAUAUUUUAUUAUGAAUUUAAUUUAAUUAUUUAUUCAAUUAAUUUUUUUAUCUGGUGGACACUCAAAUAAAAUAAUAGGAUUGUAGAUUUAAGAAGAAGCUCUCUUGAAACUAGAAAGAAGAGUAUUAGUAGUAGAUUUUUAUUUUUAAAAUAAAAUUUGAAAAAAAAUGAUUUGAAAAAGGGAAAAAUGAAUUUCAAUAUUAUUGCAAAAGAUCUGCAAGAAAAUUUUGGAAUUUUACAAGAAUAUGCCAUCGGUCCCUCAUCAUCCUUGUCAAAUGACUGCAUUGAAUGUUUGGUGCCUACAGACUGGGUAGAACAAAACCAUCAUGCACAUCACUGUUUUGUUCCUCAAGUAAAAUCUUCAACCUAUCAGAAUGUGAGCAAAAGUCUUGCUGUCAUGCUAUUGGCUAAGGCAACAGCCAAUCAGCAUUUAGAUGGCUUUACCCCUGUUACAAUUCGUUCAAUCGAAAAACAAGAUAAAAUGGUGGAAAGUUUGGUAGAAGAAAGUUUAACGGCAUUUGAAAGAUCGUCAUCCCCAUUGUCAUCGCCUUUUAGCUCAAACAUUUCCACUUAUAUUAAAAUAAAAUCAUUUAUUUCUGACCUGCAAAAGCAGUGUUUAAAUAGGAAUGCUAGGGAUGUUUGUAAAAAUGCGUUGCUAUGCAGCUCAGGGACUUCUGCCUGUGUCAAAAAGUUGACGAUUAAGCACCACAAUGACCUCGUAAGAGAUGUCCUUUUAAAACUCUAUGGCAGAUUCCCACUGCCGAGUGAGGAUUUUUUAAAAAAUUGCUCAGACGAUCAUUUUAAAAAGUAUUACUCUAAAAAUCAAGACAACAACAGCAACAACAACAAUAAUAAUAAUAAUAAUGUCACAAAUAAUAAAAAUAACUGUCAAAGCAGUGCUAAUACCAUCUUUUCACCGGCACAUUCAUGCAUAUAUCCAGUAUUUUUCACAGCAGAGACAGUUAGCCACUUCUACAUAUUCCAACCUCAGUGCAAAUACACAUUGAGUGACCUGCUGGCAUUCAGUCCUCUUAAGUUAUCAGAAAUUCCUAGCCAGAUGUUAGUGGUUUAUGAAAUUUUAUCGUGCGUGCGGUUUCUACACUCUCUGGGUCUUAACAUUGCUAAUGUACGUCUGAGGGAUUUCUCUGUUGAUGAUUUACUCUGGCUGAAGAUUAUGAAAUUUGAUUUUAAAGCUUUUUAUCGAAACUGCAAACUGCCGCAAAACCAAAUUAACGCCAAACCACCUAUUAACAGUUCCUCAUCAGCAAAUACUCAAACACUACUGUAUAAAAGUAAUCUACUCCAAGUCACUCAGUAUACUCUGCCAUCACUGACCCGAGAUUGGAUGUUUGGUGGUUUGUCGAAUUUCGAUUACCUAAUGGCUCUCAAUAAAUUAGCAGGUAGAAGGGUGUCGGAGCCAAACCACCACCCGAUUUUACCAUGGGUCAUUGACUUCUCAGGCAAGCCGUCCACAAAAGCCAAGCACAGAGAUCUGACUAAAUCAAAGUACCGCCUCAAUAAAGGGGAUGAGCAAUUAGAUCUGACGUUCGACUCGACAAAUCCGGAAUCGGUUAUGUCCCAUCCCAAUCAGACACCAUUCCACGUAUCCGACUACCUCUCCGACAUCGCCUACUACGUGUACAUCGCUCGUUCCACUCCCAGUGACGUCCUCUGCCGGAUAGUUAGGCCCCGUUGGCAACCCACCCACUACCCCACGAGUAUAUCCCGCCUCUACGAAUGGACCCCAGAUGAAUGCAUUCCGGCUUUUUAUCUAGACGGAGUGACCACCUUCCACAAUUGCCACAACGACCUCAAUGACCUGGAAAUCCCCAUGUGGAGUUCCAAUGUUGAGGAAUUUCUGGAGGUCCAUAGAAUGGUGCUGGAGAGUGAGGAGGUGUCUAAACAGCUCCAUAAUUGGAUUGACCUGACGUUCGGUUACAAGUUAUCCGGCUUGGCAGCAGUAGAAGGCAAGAAUGUCUGCCUGCAGCUUGUGGAUAAACACCAAACUCUCUCCAAUCACGGCGUCGUGCAACUUUUCUCACUCCCGCACCCUAAAAAAAGAUCAAAAAUAAAAGAUAACCUACCUAACUCGAACGAAAAAAUUUUAAAUAAAUAUACCGAAUUAUUUUCAAACGAAUCGCUCGCCGAUAAAACGUGCGUUAAUUUUAAUUUCGAUGAUUUAAAAGUCGAAAAUGUGCCUUUGAAUUUUGAUUUUUUCGUUGGAAAUGAUGGUAAAGACGUUGAUGAUGACCGUGAUGUUGAUUGCUCUACGACGAUUGCAGCUAACAGAAGCUUGUCGGAUAAAGUAGAAAAAAAUGACUCGCCAUCCACUGGAGACUGCAUAAAUAAUUUGCUGGAUUUGGAAGAAUUUCUCGAUUUCUCAUUCCACAUCACUAAUAAGUUCGAUCCUCAUCUUCAGUUUCCAAAAGAAGAAAAUGUAAACGAGUCCUCGGACGUCAUCCUAUCAGUAAUAACCCGCGACAUGCAAUUUCUCGGCUGCUUAUUGGUUGAACUUUUUCAAAUGACCAUCAACUUUCACCUAACCCCUGACCUCUCACCUCUGCAACAAAGAUAUGAGUUAGCUGUUAGCUACGUUAACAGCCACUUUUUCAAAUUUCCCUUAUUCAUUAGAAACUGCAUAAAAUAUUUGUUGAACCUACCGCCAAAUAUGACGACGACGACCAACCAAGUGGUCUCGGCCACUCCAACAUCAGCUACCAUAACAUCGUCAACGACAAUCAAUUUGGUACAACCUGAGAACACUCCGACCACUGCGGUCGAAGUUAGGAAUGAGUUGGACCUGGAGAUAGGAGCUGCAUUCACGUAUCCUGCUGUCACAUCAUUCAACGACCUUCCACUGCCCACAAUUGACAUCAUCCUCUCUCCCUUCACUGGAAUCUUAAACAUUCCUGACUACUUGCCCAAAUUGUAUGACUGCCUGUCCGCAUGCCAGCUAUCCUUCUCACCUCCGUUUAAUAUCAAAACUCUAACUAAAAAGACGUCCGAUCCUACUCAGAAACUCAGCGAAAGUGGUGUCGAAGCGCUGAGUGAAUUUCUUUUGAAGCAUCUACUCGUGAAGCAAGUUACGAAAUGUUUGCUGGUUGACAGUGUCGUCCUGCCUUAUGUUAAGAUUUACAUGAAUCCCGCCACUCAAAAUAUUUCGUGUGGUGAUAAUAAUAAUAAUAAUAAUAAUUAUAAUAAUUUACUGGUCGUUGAAGCCACUUGGAGGUUGUUCCACCCAAUAUGUCGGUGUCUGUCUUAUAAAAAUAUCUUGCAUCAUUUACUGCCCCUCUUGGUGAAGUUAUUUAGCUUGGACGAAACAGGCGAAGGGUUUUUAAAAGUUUAUCACAAAGUUUUUAUCGGCCAGAUGAUCCACGUCCUCAAGUUGGAUGUCUUCUUGAAACAUUUUGCGACGUUACUAGUCGAAGCUGUUUCCGGAUUUAAAGAUUUUGCCGUCAGAGUUGAAAGUUCUGAUCGGUCGACACGGAAAGUCGGAAAGUUAGGUGAGAAGGUAAGUGGAAGAGAGGAGGAUGUAGCCGAUAACGAAAACCACUACCAUCAGCAGCAGCAGCCAGAUAGCCACGAAGUUCACAUGGUGGCUGGUGAUACGGCUGCUAAGAACAAUUACGAUUUUCAGAAUGAUGACGACGAUCUAAAGCUGUCUGAUGAGCUGGAUAAGAAAUAUUUCAAUGAUCGCCAACUGCUUCUGUUUGAUGAGGAUGAUGAUAACAGCUACCUUCCUUCAUAUUCCGAAGCUCAAAAGUCCCCGGGCAAAGACGACGACUACGUUAAGAGUCGCACUGCCUACAGCAAAACUUACUUCUACAGCAGUAGCAUCGAUAAUAUCAAUAGCAAAAACAACUACUACGACGAUGAAGAUGAUGACGAAAUGAUAAAGCUUAAAAUCGACUACAACAUACAGCCAUCAUUAUCGCCUGCCACUACAAAACCUUUAUCAUCCGAAUCCACUUCUCCACUUUCAAUGUCUUCACAGCCGAAAAAUGGCAAUCAUUCAGCCGACAAUAGCGAGGUUCUUAAUCAUUUUUGCAAUAACUUUUCCGUCAACUCUCUGAACUAUAGCCCGCAAAUGAAUGCAAAUCUAUCAAACCAACACCAACUAAACUCACAACAACCGCAAAACAACGACGACUACAGCCACCAACAACCACAGACCCAAAACAACAACAGUAACCAAAACAACAGCAGCCAAGACAGCAAAAAUGCUUCGGCUUUCAUUUCGCCAGUUGGUAACAUCCGAGAUGUCGCCAGCGACACGUUAAAAUGGCUGACGGAAAAAGUCGGGCCGGUUUUGGCGGCAAAAUAUCUAUCGAGAAAUCUCCUCAGGAUGUUGGCUCUAUGCUAUAUGUCAGAGAAGCAACUAACUGCACUCCUCUAUAAGCCUAAUUCAUUGUUAUUUGAGGCCAGUGUUACAGAUAGAUACGUUGUUGGUGAUGUAAACUCGCACCUGAUAAACGACUGCCUGCUGUACAUUGCAUCGUGUUACGGGCAGCAAGUCGUCCUCAUACAGUAUCUGGAACAUUCUAAGGAGAUGGUAGUGACGGACGAUAUAUUGCUUCCUAUGCUUGCGCUGCUUCCAGAUCACAAGGUCAUCUUCACAACUUCUUCCUUCUCACCCUCAACAUCAUCACAAUCGUCGUCAUCACCUCCUGGUUGUGAUAAUGAUACUGGGGAUAAUGCGUCUGGCCUUUCAUAUUUAAGCCGCGCCUUGAUAGCUUCAAGGAUUGUUGAUGUCGUUACGUGCAUUAGCGUCAGGCUUGGCUUCGAAAUGACUAGGCUGAAACUAGCAAAGAUCCUGAAGUUAUUUUUUGGCGGGUUCAGAUCUGUUGAAAAUCUAAUCACUGAUGAUGAAGGAGAUGAUGGUGAAAGAGACGAUGGUGAAUUGAAGUUAAAACAGCAGCUGCAACAACAACAACAACAACGUCACAGCUGCCACCAAAGACAAAAAAGUAUUGACGCCAUGUUUGUUGUCAAUGCUGACGUUUCUGCACCGUCCUCUGACGUCAUCAAACCAGACGACAACGAGAGAGGUUUGAAGAAUGUAGAAAGUCAACUCCUGCAAACAUACACGUGCGAGCUGGCUCACGUAUCCUACAUUACGUUCUGCAAAUUAGCCGGCGGGAUAUUCAUAGAGCAGACUCUUGAGAAUGACGACUUCAUCAGAAAACUCUGCAACAAGUAUGACAGACAGCAAGAGAGGCAACGUCAAAAACGACAAUCGUCAGCGUCAACAGCCGCUUCAUCAGCCACGCCACCAAUAGCGGCAGCGUCAACAGCAGCAACUACAUCGUCGUCAACGUUCUACAUCAAAUCUAAUAUAUAUGGAAAAUUAUUAUAUGAUCCUGGAAUUCCGAACAACAACAAUAAUAAUUACAACAACAAUAAUUACGACGACCCUGAUGAAGAGGACGUGGCAGUAGAAGGUAACAGAAUUAUUGUGAGGUCCCUAUCUACAGUUAUGCAACAUCAACAACAACAAAGUAUUAGUUGCUGUGAUAAAAGGUUAAACAGUGCAAUUCAACAACGACUGCAUCAGCAACAACAACCGCAACAGCAUCAACUACACUAUAAUUUAGAAUCCGAUAACUCGGGUAGGCAUUUGAAAGGGAAUUGGCUUUCAUAUUGGGAACAUGAAAUUGGUUUAAGUGAUAAGUUGCAAGAAUCGUUUAACGUUAAACAGAUUAAACUGCAGACUUUUAAAGGUCACUCGUCAGCCAUUAAGGAUAUCAUAGUGAUGAAUGGGGAGCAUUCCUUUAUGACGUCAUCCAAAGAUCAUACAGUCAAACUGUGGUCACUGAGAAAUAGAGAUGGCGGUUCUUACGAGAGUCCGUGCCAAUCAACAUACAGUUCUCACAAAAAGCCAAUAUCGUCAAUGUUAUACAUGGAUAUGUUGCGAACUGUUGCCUCUACUGACGGCUCUGUUCAUAUAUGGGACCCGUUUAACAUGGCAGUAGUUAGGAAGGUGCCCUCAAGCAGAAUGCCCCCCAUAAACCUCCUCGCCAGCCUCCCCCACCCCUACUCUUCCUUUGCCGUCUCUUCUAACGACUCUGUCGUCAGAUUUGUGGAUGUUAGAUCGGGCAAAUUUACUCAUUAUAUGAAAACAUCCAUCGUCCCUUCUGGAUUCAUCCGCAGCAUGUCUACCUUGAACAACAUCAUGGCCAUAGGUUUCUCUUCUGGCAUAGUGACCUUGCUUGACCUCAGGUCGGGAGGUCACAUUUCCUCGUGGAAAGGUCACGACUCGGAAAUUUACGAGAUAAAAAUAAUGGAGGAAGGAAAUAGAUUGGUCACGUGUUCGCUGGACCUUUGUGUUGAUAUGUGGUCACUGCCGAGUGGAAAGUUGAUGUUUCCAUUUAAGGGCAUAUUCGAAUGCGCUCAUUGGUUGAAUUUUCCAAGCAACUGUCACGUGGUAUCUGGUAGUCUGUCCAAUAAGAUUUACAUGCACACAAUAUCCGAAACAGCUAACCAGGAAACCACGAGCGUUAAAUUGAAAUCAGACCUUAUAAAAGGCAAUAUCUCCUCGCUAGCCAUUCUUCCGAUGAACCAUCUGCUGUUGGUUGGUUCCGAAUACGGUGACGUAACACUUGUCGCUUGA
This is a messenger RNA of Helobdella robusta, 6641 nucleotides long. RefSeq lists its product as hypothetical. Gene Ontology annotation, biological process: aggrephagy. Lineage: Eukaryota; Metazoa; Annelida; Clitellata; Rhynchobdellida; Glossiphoniidae. The transcript has 28 exons. Gene Ontology annotation, cellular component: mitochondrion. Gene Ontology annotation, molecular function: phosphatidylinositol 3-kinase regulator activity; protein binding. The record is from RefSeq and is a predicted model, not a curated record. The coding region runs from base 219 to 6641 and encodes 2140 amino acids.